This is a messenger RNA of Pseudovirgaria hyperparasitica, 570 nucleotides long. RefSeq names its product zincin. The transcript is spliced from 2 exons. Gene Ontology annotation, molecular function: metallopeptidase activity. The annotation marks the transcript as partial. The record is from RefSeq and is a predicted model, not a curated record. NCBI's taxonomy places the organism in Eukaryota, Fungi, Ascomycota, Dothideomycetes, Acrospermales, Acrospermaceae.
GUACAGGAUAAGCGCCUCAAAGACCAACUGAAGGUCCUGAAUGACGAGUACGAGCCCGCGGGAUUUUCAUUUGACCUCAUCAAUACAACGCGAACGAAAAAUUCCAGAUGGGCCAAAUGGUCAGACCGAACUGACCGUGAUAUGAAAGAAGCCUUGAGGCAGGGUGUCCAAAACACUCUUAAUGUCUUCUUUGUCCCGUCGAUGUCUGUUGGGCUUGGUGGAGGGGUUCUAGGGGUAUGUGCUAUUCCUUUCACUUCUGUGGCAUACGAUGGCUGCGUCAUCUUGAACUCAGCAAUGACUGGUCCAGGUAGCAAAGCGCCAUUCAAUGAAGGAAAGACCGCCGUGCAUGAAGUAGGCCAUUGGCUCGGCCUCUGGCAUGUCUUUGAUAUCACAUGCCUCGGAGCCGGUGACCUGAUUGACGACACAACUCCCCAGUCCAUGGCAACCCUUGGUUGCAAUACGACCCAAGAUAGCUGUGAAGGUGGCCUGAAAGACAACAUUCACAACUUUCUUGACUACUCCGAUGAUGCAUGCAUGAAUGAGUUCACACCUGGUCAGGUGAAGCGGAUG